AUGUUUAUAAGAAAGCAAAAAAACAAUUUUACCAGUCUGAUUAGAAAUGCUAAACAAAACUAUUUUAAAGACAAGUUUUCUGAACACAAGAACAAUUCAAGUAAGCUUUGGAACCUUAUUAAGUGUUUGUCUAAAGACGGUGGUGAAAAUAAAAGCGGAAUCUCUCACAUUGUUGAAAACAAAGUUGUGAUAACAGAUAGUACUAGCAUUGCGGAGAUUUUUAAUCGCUACUUUAUUGACAUACCUACGAAAUAUCUCGCCUCACUUGCCGAAUAUCAAGGAUUGACAGAUGUCUCCUUCGAAACGAGUAUCAAUUUUGCAAUUUUGCCCAUCACUGAAAACGAUGUAUUAGAAUUGCUAAUGUCAGUCCCAUCCCACAAAGCUACUGGUGAUGACGGAAUAGGUAUAAAGAUCCUAAUGACUGCCGCACCUGCAAUAGUACCCUCUCUCACAAGAGUACUAAAUUUGUGCCUGACCAAGAAACACUUCCCGAAAGCAUGGAAAAUAGCAAACGUUUCACUGUUUUUAAAGGAAAUGGAAGCAGAAACGAUAAAGAAUGCUUUUGGCCAAUAUCAGUACCCCAAUUCUUUCGAAACUGUUGGAAAAACUGAUCUGUCGUUCAAUGAACAAAUUUCUCCGUGA
Paramuricea clavata is the source of this 642-nucleotide messenger RNA. The record is from the annotation of a GenBank genome assembly. Lineage: Eukaryota; Metazoa; Cnidaria; Anthozoa; Malacalcyonacea; Plexauridae.